CGUUUAUAGAUACAUUCGCUGAUUUAUUCUUGAAUUCCGUUUUUAUUUUUAUUUUUUCCCGAUUUGAUUCACACCGGAAUCGAGACUUUAUGAUGUCAGCUAACAUGUUUAUUCCCGUGAUGGUUUACCGGACAGUGUGAUGAUUUAACGGUGCUGUCUGUCAUUAAGUUCCCGAUAUCCAUAGGUGAAAGGAAGCUAAAAUCAGGAUCUUCUCCCGCGAGACUCGCUUUUUCUUGUCAAAAGCGCAGCAGCGUCUUCGAAGCGGAUCAGCGGCCAAUGAGCAGAGCUCACGGAAGAGCACGCGCUUUAAAGGCGUUUACAUCUGCUGCUCUCCGCAGAAUCAAAGCAAAGAUCACCAGCUCACAGGCACCUGCUCAUGUGCGCCAUUCUUCAUUAAGGGUCAUGAGGGGGACGCUGGUCGUCAUAUUUCAGGCUCUGCUGUGGCCUGUCUCAGCAUCAGCCCUGUUUACAGUCAGUUUACAGGAGAGCAACUAUGAAGCAAAGCUACAUGAGGACGUCAGACUAGAGUGUUUGUUCUCCUCGGUUGAAAGUCCUUCCAACCUCACUGUCAUAUGGAGCCGAGUCGAGCCGAAGCAGGCUGUGGAGGUGUAUCGGCUGGAGAGAGGCAAAGAGAAUCACUUAUACACCAGUGCCAUGUUCAUACAGCGCGCACAGCUCAUCCACGAACAGCUGAAGAAAAACCGAGCGGUGCUGCACUUGAAGAAGCUCCAGAUAAAAGAUUCAGGCACAUACCGGUGUAUCGUGAAAGUGAAAGAUGAUGGAGACUACAAGCAAGUCACGCUCAGUGUUACAGCUCCUUAUGCUCCCAUUAAGAAAGCCAUCAUGAAGACGGGUCAGGAUGAGGUCGAGCUCUCCUGUGAGUCUCAGGGAUUCCCGUCCGCUCAGGUUAUCUGGAGCGGUGGUCAGCAGCACACAAACCUCACGGAGAUGUCCAACAGCACGACACGAUCUACAGACGAAGAUCUCAUCCACAUCAUCAGCAAGCUGACGGUCAAACGAGACCUCGUGAACAACUACACCUGCUCUUUCCUCGUGAAGGGUGAAACCCAGCAGACGGCCACCUUCAGCAUCCCAGAUGAACUCCCUUCUCACUGUUCUACUCCAUAUGUGUGGAUUGUUGCCGUGGUUGUCGUGCUUUUAGCCAUCGUCUUCAUCUCCGUCAUUCUGCGUAAGAGAAAAAACGGUCAGAAAAACAGACUAAAUGAAUCAUCUAAAUGUGCUUUCCUCUUCCCACAUGCAUCCUCGGCCACCACUGAUUCUUUAUUGACAGUGAACGAGAACACGCUGCAAAUAUGUGACAUGAAUACAGAAGAAUCUACAGAAAAACCUCAAUCCCUGAGGAACGUGCUUAUACGACAGUAUUCACAGCUCUACACAAACGCUGAGAUGAAAAGCACACUUGUGUCAUAUGCACUUCUCAACAAAGAAGGCCGUUCUCUACACAUCAGCUCCAUUCUGCCUGAUAAGAAAGAAACCAUUCUUCUGCUUGGAGAACCAGGCAGUGGGAAAGCCAGCGUGGCCCAAAUCCUGUCGUCCUGCUGGGCUGAAAGUACAAUGACAGACCCCUUCAACAUCCGCCGGCUCCAUCUGGUUUUCCACGUGGACUGUAGCCGAGCGAAAGGAGACUUUUUCCAGGUGGUAAAGUCCAACAUUUCUCAUGAAAAACCACUAGAUGUGUCUGAGUUCAGAGAGACACUUCUGGGCACAACAGACUGUUUGCUCAUCCUGGAUGGAUAUCAAGAGGGAAACAAGGACCUGGAUGAAACACUCGAAUGGUUUCUAACAGAGCGGCAGACAUGCAGGGUGUUAGUGACGUCACAUCCAGGAAAAUGUCCAGCUCUGGAGAAAAACACCAGGACAGUAUUCCAACUUAUUCAGAAACCGGACGAGUCUGGAUCAUGAAAUCGGAUACAUUUCAUAUUUGCACAGACUAUGCUUUUGCAAUUUCAUGUUGCAGCAAUGUGCAAAUUCAGCAAUGCCAGAUAACGGAUCUGCCUUUUGUUUCUUUGGAAUUUUUAAGUUCUGACUUUUGGUAAACCGGGCUCAUCUGGCAGGAGACCAAAGCAUUUCACAAUACUUGAAUUCAGUUGUAUUUUUCAAAGACCAAGUACAGGAAAAGAGAAAUGAGAUCACAGUUCUUAAACCUUAUUUCUGCAAAAAACUGAAAAAAAAAGUGUGGAAACAAUUUGCAAAUCAGUAGUAAUUGUUUCAAAGAAACUGCUAGCAACACAUUGACUUGACUGUGAAAUUCUGAAACAGCAUUUUCUUGUAAAACGUUUUAUUUACAGAAUCAUGUGUACUUCUUAUCAGUCAAUGCAUGUGGUUUAACUGUUUCAGGAAUAACUCAGGUCAGAUGUGCAUGUCUUCAGCGAAACAUAGUUACAAACUAACCAGAACUACCGUUUUAUCUGACGGAUCAUUAACUCAGAAACUAAUCGUGCCAAAAGCAACUUCUCUUUUAUAUUUACUUCAAACUUUCUGUAACAACGAUGCACUUUUGUUUUGUUUAUUGAUGUCAAAUGAGAUUUAUUUUGAUUAAAAAAAAAAAAACUAAUGAAAGUGAAAACUUUUAGUUUGUUCAUUUUGGACUGUUUUAGAAGCGUUUGCACAUUCAAGCAGCUCAGUUUGACAUGUUUGAUGGAUGCACGAGCAUUGCACAAGUGUUUUCAUGUACAGAUAGAGUGGUUGUUUCACUUUCAUUUUGUUUUGACACUCAACAAGAUUAACUUCCAUUUCUGAGAAAACACACUCUGCCUUAACCGGCAGUGACACAAAAAAGGAAGUGAAGGUUUCCCGCAAAGGGAAGCCAAAAAAAAAAAAUAAUAAAAAAGUGUUAUCUGGA
This is a messenger RNA of Cyprinus carpio (common carp), 2863 nucleotides long. RefSeq names its product butyrophilin subfamily 1 member A1-like. Gene Ontology annotation, cellular component: external side of plasma membrane. Lineage: Eukaryota; Metazoa; Chordata; Actinopteri; Cypriniformes; Cyprinidae. Gene Ontology annotation, biological process: T cell costimulation; cell surface receptor signaling pathway; negative regulation of T cell proliferation. The record is from RefSeq and is a predicted model, not a curated record.